Ilex paraguariensis (yerba mate) is the source of this 1500-nucleotide messenger RNA. NCBI's taxonomy places the organism in Eukaryota, Viridiplantae, Streptophyta, Magnoliopsida, Aquifoliales, Aquifoliaceae. The record is from the annotation of a GenBank genome assembly.
AUGGCACAUUCCAAUAAUCUGAAGUUUAUACCUUUUCAAGCCCUUGUUCUAAUACUAAUAUGUUUCUGGUCAGAGUUUUGCACUUCCAGAGACACAAUUACAUCUACACAAUCCAUCAAAGACCCUGAAAUUAUAGUCUCCGUUGGAAAGACCUUCAAGCUGGGGUUCUUUAGUCCUGUAAAUACUACGAAUCGUUAUGUUGGUAUCUUGGAUAACAUCCCAGUGACGACUGCUGUAUGGGUUGCUAAUAGAGACAAGCCUUUGAAUGAUUCAUCUGGGAUUGUGACGAUAUCAGAGGGUGGUAAUCUGGUAAUCUUGAAUGGGCAGAAGGAGGUCAUUUGGUCAUCAAAUGUUUCGAAUCCUGUGGCCAAUUCAAGUGCCCAGCUUCUAGAUACCGGGAACCUUGUCUUACGAGACAACUCCAGUGGAAGGAUCAUAUGGGAGAGUUUUCAACAUCCUUCAAACUCAUUCUUACAGAUGAUGAGACUUGGUACUGAUGCAAAGAAAGGUGAGAUGACUCUGCUGACAUCUUGGAAAAGUCCAUCGGAUCCAUCCAUUGGAUCCUUCUCUGCAGGAGUUGAUCCUCUAAGCAUCCCGCAGUUUUUUGUAUGGAAUGGUAGUCAUCCAUACUGGCGUAGUGGUCCUUGGAAUGGUCAGGUUUUUAUUGGAGUUCCAGUAAUGUAUAAAUUAUAUAGUAAUGGAUUUAAUCUUGUUGACGACAAAAAAGGAACUGUUGAUCUAACUUUUAGCUAUGCCAAUGAGUCCAUUGUAAGCUACAUCUUCUUGAAUAAUGAAGGAACUCUACAGGAGAAGUAUCGGUUUGUUGCGAAAGAAGACUGGACCGUGCCGUGGUGGGGGCCAGAAAAUGAGUGUGAUGUUUAUGGCAAAUGUGGUCCAUUUGGAAGCUGUAAUUCACUGGAUUCACCUAUAUGUACCUGUUUAAAUGGAUUUGAGCCAAAGCAUAUGGAGGAAUGGAGUAGAGGAAAUUGGUCUAGUGGAUGCAUAAGAAAGACACCAUUACAAUGUGAGAGAAACAAUACCAUCAAUGAAAAGGUAAAAGAGGAUGGGUUUUUGAAGCUUGAAAGAGUAAAAGUACCAGAUUUUGAGGUGUGGUCACCUGGUCUACAUGACAGUUGUGGAAGUCUGUGCUUGAAUAACUGUUCAUGUAUAGCUUAUUCAUUUUACAUUGGAAUUGGGUGUAUGCAAUGGAGUGGAAAUCUAAUUGACAUACAGAAAUUCCCAGAUGGUGGGGCAGACGUUUACAUUCGAGUGGCAUAUUCAGAGCUUGAUGAAGAGAAGAACAUGAAAACAGUUCUCGCAAUUGCAAUAAGCAUAGGAUCAAUUACCAUUGCAAUCUGUGCAUACUACUCUUGGAGGUGGAUGGCCAAACAAAGAGGUAGUAUGUUCAAAAGAGUUAGCUCAGAAGUACAUACAAAAGUUCAUUGUAGACAAAAACCACUACUAAUUAGUUUCAACAUCAGGAAGGAAGCAGAAAAGUAA